UCUUAUAUUGUCGUGUUUUUCCGGUUCCUAAAAAUAUAAAUUUACCCAGCUAAAAUGGAUCACCCACGGCCUUGUGGUUGCAAGGGACGUCGCACCUGUCUCAGCUGUGAAAAAGAUUUCGAAAUCCAUCGUGUCGAUUACAACGAGAUCUUUCAGAAAUGUAAAGCGUACUCGUUUUGUCCGUACUGUAGCAGAAUCUACCCAGGGUGGGAUACAGAUGAGGUGAUGGCAGAUCACAGCCACAAUCACAAUGGAGAGACGGGCGAAGAAUAUUCAGGAAUCUACGUAGAACUCGAUUUUUUAAGCAUCGAAGAAGAAAAUCGUUUGAUGAAGGGCAUCGAUGAAAUGCAUUGGGACAUUUCUCAGAGUGGUCGUCGAAAGCAAAAUUUUGGCCCAAAAACUAACUUUAAAAAAACUAAGAUUAAAGUAGGCAAUUUUACGGGUUUUCCGAAAUUUUCUGAAUUUGUUCAGUUGAAAUUCGACGAGGUUCCGCUAAUGAAAGGAUUUCAGACAAUCGAACAGUGUUCGUUAGAAUACACGCCGGAACGAGGAGCUUCUAUCGACCCUCACAUCGAUGAUUGCUGGAUUUGGGGAGAGCGGGUCGUUACUGUUAAUUUACUGAGCGAUUCGGUGCUAACGUUGUCUCGAUUUCAUCGGAGCGAAGAGAGUACACGGUACAAUUUACAUCUCGUUGAUAAGUAUCGAGACAAACUGAUUAUGAAUCUGGCAAACCAGGAGGAAUUGGAUCAACUUGACGAACGAAUAGUUCGGAUUCCCAUGCCAAGACGUUCUUUGCUUGUCAUGUACGGAUCGCCGAGGUACCAGUGGGAGCACGCUGUUCUGCGGGAAGACAUAAGGGAAAGACGCGUAUGCCUGGCCUACCGGGAGUUUACUCCUAUGUAUCUUAGUGGUGGAAGUGAAUACAGCAAAAGUCAGCAAGUGUUUCAAAUUGCUCAAAACUUUUGGGACCAUUUGGAGCCUCAGUCUCAAAAUGUAAAUUAGCUACGGAUUUUCAAAAUUUCUAGCGAGCAGUUUUGUUUAUAGCGUUUAUUUAUUAAUAUUCCACACAAUCAAUGAUUUCAAAUGCUUUAUCUUCGAGCACAGGUCCAUGGGAAACAGUUUAUUCAAAUUUAACGUAACAUAAAUCAUACAAACUAUAAUGUUGACUUCCGAAAAAACAUUACAUUGCAAUACGGCGUAGUUGCGUUUUUAUUUAGAUGUUGAGGAACAACGUAAUUGGACAAUGGUCACUGCCAUAAACACCCGAGCGAAUGACGUUAUCGACAACCUUUCUCUGAAGCCGUUCCGAUGCGAUGAAGUAAUCCAGCCGCCAUCCUACGUUCUUUGCGCGAGAAUUUCCCAUGUACGUCCAAAAAGUGUAGGCGCGUUUCUGUUCCGGAUAAAGUUGCCGAAAAGUAUCGACAAAUCCUAGCGAUAGAAGUUUGCUCAUUCCGUCUCGUUCUUCCUGGGUAAAACCGGCAUUCUUCUUGUUAGUUUUGGGAUUUGCCAAAUCAAUUUCUUCAUGAGCGACGUUCAUGUCUCCGCAUAGAAUAACUGGUUUUUUAGAAUCCAAUUCAUGCAAAUACUUAUGGAAUUUUUCGUCCCAUCGCAUGCGUUUCGGAAGUGUAACCAACUUCCGUCCUGCGUUAGGAACGUAUACGCAGACCAAAUAGAACUUUUCGUACUCCGCCGUCAAUAACCGACCAUCAGCAUCUUGUUCAUCGUCGCCCAAGCCGUAAGCGACAUUGAUUGGCAUUUUCUUCGAGUAAAUGGCGACUCCUGCAUAGCCCCCCGGUUUGCACAGCCAGUAGGGAUGGUAACCUUUGAUGUGACGAGCUUCCUCCGGUAAUUGAUCCUCUGAGCACUUGGUUUCCUGAAUACACAGAAUAUCAGGCUUCUCAUGCUCGAAAUAUUCCAGGCCGCCCUUGCCGAUCCAUCCUCGCAGACCGGCCACGUUCCAGCUGGAGAUUUUAAAAUUGUACUCCUUUUCUUCUUCCAAUUCGAAAUUAAGUUUCGAAUAAUCGGUAUUUGAUUUGUUGAUUUUAGGCGCCCCUGAAGCUGGUUUCUUCACGGAUUUAGUUUUCUUCGUCUUCGGUUCAGCCGAACCGUCGUCGGAUUCCUCAGCAUUUUCCAGUGGCACGUCUUUUUUCUUCUUGCGUUGGGUAACUGUAAAACAACCAAAUGAACACGCUUUAGUUUCCGGUUCCGAUGAGUGGCUGUAAAGUUUCUUACACUCACGCAGCUUCUGCAACAAGGUUCUUGUUCGUUUAGACAUAUUUAAAUACUAUUCACUGAUGUGUUUUUGUACUGGGAUUAUUUUUAACUGGUUCAAAUUACGGUCUAGUUGUAUUAUUUAUAUGGAAUGGUGCAGGUAGUUACAGUUCAUUACCUGUAGUUACCUACAGCGUUUGUUGAAUCUGUGUGAAGAAAACUACCGUUGUGGUUUACGUUUGAGAGUUUACCUAUGUAGGCCAUCAAUUUUAGGCCCUCAUGAUGGAAUACCUAGUUUAUGGAGAGUCAUGCAUGAGAGCUUCAAAUGCGCCUACUACGCCAGAAAAUAAGUCCAAUUUCAAUUAGAAUAACAUUUCUGGCUUUAGUUUUCAGAUCGCAGAUUAUGCGACCAAAAAAAACCAAAGCCAGAAAUUUGAAAGCCAAAAAAUUCUAGGUAAAUUCUCACAACUUGGAAGAUAUAGGUAUCAUGCCUGGGCAAUCUCCCCAGUUAAUUUCCAUUUGCGAAAGAUUGUGAGUUAGAAAAAAGGUAAUAGAGCAAUAGAAGACAUGCAAACGAAAAAUAAAAUAAACUACAAUAGAAAAGAAAGGGUGAAAAUAAAGAAGCAAGCAAAAAUUUGCUUGAGUGAGAAGCGUCACAAAAUGUCGUUUGUGACAUCUUGGCGUUGGGAAUCGUAUCCCAGGCCACCAGCACAGUUGGCGGAAAUAUUACCAACAAUGCUAGGCCAACGCCUGUUGCAGAAGGAAAGAGCUAGUAGAAUAAGUGCGAUAUAGAAAUAAAUUGGAAGUUAAUAAUAAGAAAAAUAUGAUAACAGCAGCAAAAAAUAAAAUAAAAUAAAAAUAAAACGAGAAAGUAGAGAGUAAAAAAGUGAAAUGAUAUGUGGGAGAAAGUAUAGUAAAGAGAAGCGGCAAAAUAAAAAGAAGAAACAACUAAUAAGAGAAACUAUAGGUGAAAGCAGGAAAAAAGUAUAUGUUGAUAGGAUCCUAAUUUUUUUGAAUAACUGAAUUCAUGGAUAACUAAACUCUUUCCCUCAACCAUGAAGUCUCAUAACUCCCAGUAACCAUCUUACUUCUUGUAGUUUUGGGUUGGGUCCAGUUUUUGUCAAAACAUAUGCAGCGUUCAACGUGGUGUUGCACGAUGGCUUUCCACUCAACUUGUUUCUUAACGAAAUGAUAACGCAACUCUUUCCGCUUCGUUCAUGCAGAGUAACCAACGUCCUUUUCCGCUAGGCAAAUAAAAAAAAGUUUCGAAACCUCAAUCCUAUCCCUCCUUGUCUUCUCAGCUUUGGAAUAUAAGUAAUUUAACCAUACUAACCGUUGUAAAUCGAGUGUAACGAUCAUACCCUUGAACAUAUUAUAUUGCAGAUUGCAAGAAAAAUCCUCACAUUGCGAUUAUCUUGACAGAUGAACCAAUCCACCAAAAGAUAACCGCAUGAUUUAUUAUAGUAAUUAAGUAUUUGAAAAUUUACCAAAUCAAUUAUU
Messenger RNA from Sabethes cyaneus, 3711 nucleotides. RefSeq names its product alpha-ketoglutarate-dependent dioxygenase alkB homolog 4. The record is from RefSeq and is a predicted model, not a curated record. Gene Ontology annotation, molecular function: oxidoreductase activity; demethylase activity. The coding region runs from base 55 to 1002 and encodes 315 amino acids. NCBI's taxonomy places the organism in Eukaryota, Metazoa, Arthropoda, Insecta, Diptera, Culicidae. The transcript has 4 exons. Gene Ontology annotation, biological process: oxidative demethylation.